Molecule: messenger RNA, 4954 nt
Organism: Homarus americanus (American lobster)
Lineage: Eukaryota; Metazoa; Arthropoda; Malacostraca; Decapoda; Nephropidae
Product: putative protein FAM10A5
Exons: 9
Coding region: 158-1369 (403 amino acids)
Molecular function (GO): protein dimerization activity; Hsp70 protein binding
Source: RefSeq, a predicted model, not a curated record
AAGUCUAUACAGAAAAAUAUUGAAGAAUAUUCCUGAAAAUGGUGAGGAAGGUUGAUAAGAAGAGCGGCCAAUGAGACGUACUCACUGACACACGGCUGGGAGGAGACGUGCUGCUGCUCCUACUCUCUCUAAAUUAGAAUUUAGGUUAACCACAAUCAUGGCAGAACAUAUGAAACCAGAAGAUCUUCAGAGGCUAGAAGAGUUCAUCAGUGCAUGUAAAGGGAACUCUGAAAUUCUACAUCUUCCUCAGCUGUCUUUUUUCAAAGAAUACCUGCUGAAUAUGGGUGCUCGCAUUCCUUUUGAGAGAAGUUCCAAAACUUCAACACCUAAGGAUGAACCAAUGCAAGAGACUACCCCUGAAUCUGAUGAACCAGAAAGUGAUGUUGAAUUGAAUAAUGAAGGAGUGGUUGAACCAGAAACAGAAGAUCCACCUGAGCUUGGAGACAGUAGUAAGGUACCAACAGAGGAGGAUAUUGAUGCAGCUGAUGAAAAGCGGUCUGAGGCCAUGAUGGCCAUUAGUGAUGGUGACCUUCAAAAGGCUGUUGACCUUUUCACAGAAGCAGUAAAACUCAAUCCAGAGUCUGCUAUGUUGUAUGCCAAGCGAGCCAAUGCUCUCCUGAAACAAAAGAGGGUAAAUGCAGCCAUCAGGGACUGUAAUGAAGCCCUUAAGCAUAACCCAGACUCAGCGACAGCUUACAAGUACAGAGGACGAGCUAACAGAUUGUUGGGCAACUGGAUGGAAGCAGCGAAAGAUCUGAGGUUGGCUUGCAAACUAGACUUUGAUGAACAAACGAAUGAGUGGCUAAAAGAGGUGCAGCCAAAUGCUUCAAAGUUAGAGGAACAUGAAAGAAAAUAUGAGCGUCAGCGAAAAGAUAAGGAGAUAAUCGAGAAGAAGGAACGUGCACGUAUAGCUCAAGAGGCAGCAAAGAAAGCACAGGCUGAGCAGGAGAAAUCACAAGGUUCUUCAUUCAGAUUUCCCGGAGGUAUGCCAGGAGGUAUGCCAGGAGGCAUGCCAGGAGGCAUGCCAGGAGGUGACAGUCCUGGUGGAAUGCCAGACUUAGGAAACUUAUUUAAGGACCCAGAUAUUUUGGCAGCAAUGCAGGACCCAGAAGUUGCUGCUGCUUUCCAGGAUGUCUCCACCAAUCCUUCAAACAUCUUCAAAUACCAAUCCAACCCAAAAGUAGCAACUAUUAUCAACAAGUUGAUUUCCAAAUUAGGCGGUGGUGGUGAAGGUAUGUCGGGUGGGAUGCCCGGUGGGAUGCCCGGUGGAAUGCCCGGUGGAAUGGGAGGAUUCCCUGGUGAUUUCCCAGGGGCAGGUGGUUUUCCCAAAGGACCUUCCAAUCAGAAUGCUUCUGAUGAUCUAGAUUAAGGGGAAUGAUAUACUGUCAUGAAUGUAUGUAGUGAGAGAUGCCACUGUUAGCCAAAAGUGUGGUUUGUGCAAACAAUUGAAUUUAGUUUACAAGGAUAUAGUGUAUUUACAAGACAGGUCAUUUAUAAUUUGUAGCCUCAAGGUUAUCUUCUUUAAAUUUGAAAGUUACAGUAUUUAAAGACAUCAUGUAAGGUAGCAUUUUUGUCUUAUUUUGAGGAGAGUCGAUACACAGUAUAAGAAUAAUUUCAUCCUUAAUCUGUAUUAUUUUGUGGAACAGGUUUGCGUGGUGGUAUGCAUUCCUUUUGAGUUGGAUACAGCUUUAUUAUUAUUACUUCUACUUGAGCUGGUAUGUACUGUUCCCUGUGCAUCAAUCUUUUCCCUUCAUUGUAAUUUUCCAAUAUUUAGUACUUACUCAGAAAAUAACAAUACGAUGAAUAUUAAAAAAUUCAUCUUUAACUCACUGUUAAGCUUGUUAUGGAAGAUAGUAGUACUGUACUCUGUAGUAUUAAUAAUAAAACAAAAAAUGGUAUAUCCAAAAGGUCUCUGAACCUCCUCAGAUCGAAAAAGGUGAUGCUUUAUUUUCCCUCUUUCAAAAUUGGAACAUUUAAUUUUUUAUUUUAUAACUCCGUUGUGAAUUAAUUUCUUACCGUAUUAGGUAGAUAUAUACUGUAUUACCCUUCUUUCUGUAUUUGUUAGUUGUCCUUUAACAUUUAGAUUCUACUUCAGCAUUGUUGACAGGAUUAACUUAUGAACUUUUAAUAUGCCUUGGGGGUAAUCAUAGAAGCUUUGUUUAUGGAAUCAUAUUGUUAAAUGUGAAAGAAAUGGACUCCACCACUUCCCUCUCAAUAUUAUGCCCCUUGUGUGUAUGGUGUCACUUCUGAGCUGAAUAAAAUUGUUUGGUUUUUGCCAAAUAAAAUAUUAAAUGUGGCAUCCCUGUAACGAAGGGGUUAACUUCCAGCUACUAGUGUGCUGUAAGAAAAUAUAAAGAGUAUUUAUUAAGUGACUGGUUGACUUCAGUGUCCAGUGAAAACCUUUACACUGGAGGCAACAAGCUAUUUUUUAUAGUUAAUCUUUACUCGGGCUACAUUUACAGAUGCUAGGGGUCUGCCACAUGUUUUCUUAAUUUCACGGCUUUCAAACAAUAGUUUACCCAAGUCAUUAUCUACUGGUUCCCCCUACUUCUCUGUAUUAUUUCAAGUUUAUGCUUACAGCCUUGUGGAUAGUAAGUCUGGUAUCCUUCAAUAUUUUCAUGAAUUAUAUUAGUAUAAGUGAAUUGUAAUCUUAUAACUUGACUGCAACAAUCAAACCAACAAUUUUUUUUCAGCAAAUGUUUUCCAUGUUGAUGUGGGGUUUUCCAUGUUGAUGUGGGACUUUUUAAAGAUGUAGAGACAUCAGUUGAAAUGCCUCUAGUAAUUUGCUCUACCACCUUGUUGUGAAUAAAAGAAAGUGUUACCAGUAAACAGGGUACUGUACUUGGAUAAAAUAUAUUAAAUGUAAACUCUCGAGAUAUGAUUCGACUCGGUAAAUUUUUUUUUAAAGAAGAAUGAUUGAUUAUUUGAUAUGGAUAUAAAAACGGGUGUUAUAGAUCAGUAAAAAGUUUGAAAAUGUAUGACAGGCUGCUAAUAAAGGCUUCACCAGUGGAUUAUUACCAAGAGAAAAUUCUGCUCAUAAUAAAGGAUGCCAUACAUAAACUUUUUCCAUGUCCUGUCAUCAUGAGGCAAAUACUGGUGUAAUGGAUUAUGGCUGGCCUGUUGUAUUUUAUAUAAUAUAAUACAGUACAGUGCUUGUACUUGAUUUCACCAUAAUGAAUAAAUUCAUUACAGUAUACCGUUUACAAGUACAGUAUUACUAAAACAUAUGUUUAAUAAGAUUUACAAAGCUUGGGGUUUGAUUUAUAUUAAAGAAAACUAUUUACUGCAUUACAUUAUGGAUUUUAAUAUUUAAUCAACUGCACUCUUUGAAUAUUUUUAGUACACAAGCCAUAAACACCUGGUCAAUUACCUCUUAGGAUGCUACAGAACUAUUUUCAAAUACUGGGCACAGACAGCAGAAUAAUAUAUCUGAUUUUGGCCGAGUGUUGGAAGUUGUUUUGUAAUAAUACAAAGAAGGAAUAUAUUGGAGUAAGCUAGAUGCCAGCCCUAAUUACAUGUCUCAAUAAUAACUGGAUGUUAAAGAGAGAGAACAAGUUAUAGUCAAGAACUAAAUAUCUUUAAUAUUGGCAGAAAAUAAGCUUUUAUUCAACUUGUUAGGGCAGUGUAGUUUGUAUUGUGAACUUUAGAGUACAGUACUGUACAUUAAUUCAUCCAGUAAACAUUCCUCCAUUUUGGGUUAUCAUUUGAGUGUUAAGUUAAUGUAAGGACUGAGAUCAUGAUUAUAAAUUGUCCUUUUUUUUCUUCUUAACUUUGUAAACUUAUGAAUCGUGUACCGGUAAUUUUCAGUUUCGAAUCACUAUUACACAGUACCUCUGUUGAAAGAAAUGGUACUAAUUACAACCUUAAUUUCAUCCCAAUGUAAAGUGUGUUUAGUUGACAUCUAAUAAGUAUUAAGUAGACACAAGUUCAGUAAACACCAUUAGCACUUGUCAACUUUGUUCUUAUUAGCUGAUGAAUAGGAAAUCAUAAAUUAUAUUUUUUGACGUUUUGAUGGAAGUUCUCCAGUAAUUUUUCUAUGUUCUAGGCUCAUCAUAUCAGCCUUCAUAACUUUGUUAUUACUUUGGUUUCACAUAUUUAGUUAGUAUUCAGAGCCAUAUUUAGCAUGUUAACCACUAAUAGAUUUUAAUUAAAGCAGUGGCCUUUUAAAAGUUGGGGAUAUCAAGUACAAAGUAAAUAGAUGUUGCGUAUCAUUUUACCAGAAUUGCAACAUUUGCAAUGUAUGAAUGUGCUUGAUGAAUGUAAGAUUUAUUCCUACUUAUUUAAUUUUUUGGGUUAAUGGACAUAUUUUCUAGCUCAGUUGAAGGCCUUUUUACAAAGAAAUUUUUUAUUCUAAUCCAUCUCCUGUGGGAAGUUUCCCAUAUUUAAAACACGGUGGUUUGCUGCGUUUGUCAUCCGAAUUAUGUAGUGGCUAUCCACAGUUUAUAAAAAACUCAUGGUUUUGUAUCCAAGCGGGUGAGUAGAAGGGAAAGACUGAACUAUAGACCGUGCAGUUUGUUAGUUAAGGCAUGAAUUUUUUGUUAAUAUUGUUCAAGCUAUUUUUUAUCAUGUCUUGACUCAAUUUUGACAUACGAGCAGUGAAUUGUAGGUGCUGAACAUAAGGUGCACAUUCAAGUAAAGCAUCUGCUUGAAUAGGACAAUAAUAUUUUCUUUAUUGUUUUAAUCAGUAGUGUUAAUCUCUCUCUACUAUUGUGAGGCAAGUUAAUUUUUUUGGAUUUUUUCAAAUUUUAGAACAUCUGGUAAUGAGACUUAUCAUUUGUUGAUAUGAUAUAGUUUGACAGUACAGUACAGUACUUUGCAUCCUUCAAUACAAGUGUUAUCCAGUCUAAAGUUUAAACACAUUGUUUGACUUAUGUCACUCACUGACCCAUCUUAGUCAUAUUGUUAUAGGAAGAAGUGUUCAUAGGUGUGUAUUUAUAAAUAAAUAUCAAAUUGA